Anisakis simplex (herring worm) is the source of this 1104-nucleotide messenger RNA. The record is from the annotation of a GenBank genome assembly. Lineage: Eukaryota; Metazoa; Nematoda; Chromadorea; Rhabditida; Anisakidae.
AUGGAUUUGUCGAAAUUGAGAGCCGUAAUUCCGCCGAUAUGCUUAGUUCUGGCCUUAGUGGUGCUUGUGAAUGUAUCGUAUAUGAGUGUCAAAGUUAGCACAACACCGUUGAGUGAAUCGCCACUUUACGGACAAUACGAUGUCGAAUAUGCGAGUGCCUCAAAUGGUGUUGUAUCAGAAAGUCUACCAUUACCGUCACCAUCGGCCGCAGUGAAACGCGUCCAAAGGUUGCCGCAAUGUCUGAUAAUCGGUGUUCGAAAAGGCGGCACGAGGGCGUUGCUGGACGCACUCGCGUUACAUCCUCAAAUUCGUGUGGCGCGACGUGAGAUGCAUUUUUUCAACAGCAACGAAACGUAUGCGAAAGGAAUUGAUUGGUACCGAUCACAAAUGCCUUUUACAUACGAUGGACAGGAUAAGAACGCUCUCAACAGUUUUGGUGCAGUUCUGACAAAUAAAUUAGGCAUAGCUGAUUGGAUGAAGAGACAACAAGCGAGCAAAUUCCAGGUGACAAUUGAGAAGACACCUGGUUAUUUCACAAAUCAAUUCGCUGCCGAACGUGCGUAUCGUAUGAACUCGACAGUGAAGUUGAUUCUGAUUGUUCGCGAUCCGGUGACGAGAGCCAUCAGCGACUUCACUCAGGUGAUACACACAAAACAAGAGCGAAACAAGACACUUCCUGACUUCGAAACUGAAGCGUUCCUUCAGAGUGACGCACAAACGAUCAAUGUGGACUAUAAGCCUGUCAGGAAUUCGUUGUAUUCACUGCAUCUGCGCGAAUGGCUGAAAUACUUUCCACUGCAGAACUUUUUGAUUCUCGACGGUGAUCGUUUCGUGCUGCAACCACUCAUCGAGCUACGAAAAGUCGAGCGUUUUCUGCGGGUCGCUGCAAAUGGUAUUGAUAAGGAUCAAGUGGUGUUCAAUCGACGUAAAGGUUUCUACUGCUUUCGACAAAAAGACCAUCGCACGGCGAAGUGUUUGGGCAAUACAAAAGGACGAGCGCAUGCUCAAAUCUCGCAGCAUAGUCAGCAAAAGCUUCGCAAGAAUUUCCUCGCCUAUAACCGACAAUUCUAUAAGAUGGUCAACAGGUGGUGGCCAUGGGACUAG